Messenger RNA from Arvicola amphibius (Eurasian water vole), 3006 nucleotides. RefSeq names its product taste 1 receptor member 1 (gene Tas1r1). Lineage: Eukaryota; Metazoa; Chordata; Mammalia; Rodentia; Cricetidae. The transcript has 6 exons. Bases 253 to 2874 code for a protein of 873 amino acids. Gene Ontology annotation, cellular component: membrane. Gene Ontology annotation, biological process: G protein-coupled receptor signaling pathway; sensory perception of umami taste. Gene Ontology annotation, molecular function: G protein-coupled receptor activity. The record is from RefSeq and is a predicted model, not a curated record.
CAACCCUGACCUUCAGUGCCCGAGUCUCCUCCUGGAAAACCAUCAGGGCUCCCUUCCCUAGCCAGGUGAAGCCAAAAGCACCCAAGCAAGGACAGGGACAGAAACCACAACCGUCCAGAGGAGGGGUCUCAGGGCCACCUUGUUUGCAUGCAUGCCCUGACCCUGCCCAGUUCCUGAGAGAGACCACAGCCCGGAAGACCAGCCGUCUUUCUACAACGGGACUCGUCCCACCCCUUCCAGAGGCACGAAGCUAUGAAGCGUCCUGGCAGUUGUCACUCUUUGUAUUUAAGACGCCAGCCUUGUCCGAGGUGUGCUCAGCCAUGCUGGGCAAAGGGGCAUCUAGCCAGCAUGUUUUUCUGGGCAGCUUACCUGGUCAGCCUGCAGCUCCACAUUGCUUAUUGCUGGGCUUUCAGCUGCUACAAGACAGAGUCCUCGCCGAGCUUCAGCCUCCCAGGAGAUUACCUCCUCGCAGGCCUGUUCGGUCUCCAUGCAGACUAUCUGCAGGUGAGAAACCAACCCCAGGUGACACGUUGUGACAGGCCUGACAGCUUCAAUGGCCAUGGCUACCACCUCUUCCAGGCCAUGCGGUUCAGCAUCGAGGAGAUAAACAACUCCACAGUCUUGCUUCCUAACGUCUCCCUGGGGUAUGAGCUGUAUGAUGUGUGUUCAGAGUCGGCCAAUGUGUAUGCCUUACUGAGGGUGCUCGCCCAGCAGGAGACUGACCACAUAGCGCUGCAGAGAGACCUUCACAACUAUUCCUCCAAGGUGGUAGCACUUAUUGGGCCUGACAACACCAACCACGCCGUCACUGCUGCCGCCCUGCUGGGCCCCUUUCUGAUGCCUCUGAUCAGCUAUGAGGCCAGCAGUGUGAUGCUCAGCUCGAAGCGCCAGUACCCGUCCUUUCUUCGCACGAUCCCCAGUGACAAGCAUCAGGUGCAGGUCAUGAUGCUGCUGCUGCAGAGCUUCGGGUGGGUCUGGAUCUCACUCAUCGGCAGCUAUGGUGAUUACGGGCAGCUGGGCGUGCGGGCACUGGAGGAACUGGCCGCUCCACAGGGCAUCUGCAUUGCCUUCAAGGGUAUCGUGCCCUCUUCUGCCCAGGUGGGUGACCUGAGAAUGCAGCAGAUGAUGCAGCAGCUAGCUCAAGCCAGGACCACUGUGGUCGUGGUUUUCUCUAGCCGGCAACUGGCUGGAGUGUUCUUCAGGUCGGUGGUGCUGGCCAACCUGACUGGCAAGGUGUGGAUUGCCUCAGAAGACUGGGCCAUCUCCUCGUACAUCACCAGUGUGCCUGGGAUCCAGGGCAUUGGGACAGUGCUGGGUGUGGCCAUCCAGCAGAGACUUGUCCCUGGCUUGAAGGAGUUUGAAGAGUCUUACAUCAGGGCAGUAAAGGGUGCCCCCAGGUCUUGUCCAAAGGGAUCCCGGUGCAGCACUAACCAGCUGUGCCAAGAGUGCCAUGCCUUCACGACACAUAACAUGCCCACGCUUGGAGCCUUCUCCAUGAGUGCUGCCUACAAUGUGUACCAGGCUGUGUAUGCUGUGGCCCAUGGUCUCCACCAGCUCCUGGGAUGUACCUCGGAGACCUGUUCCAGGGGUCCAGUCUACCCUUGGCAGCUUCUGCAGCAGAUCCACAAGGUGAAUUUCCUUCUACAUAAGCACACGGUGGCAUUCGAUGACAUUGGGGAUCCUCUAGAUGACUAUGACAUCAUCGCCUGGGACUGGAAUGGGCCUGAAUGGACCUUCGAGGUCAUUGGCUCAGCCACAUUGUCUCCAGUUCAGCUAGACAUAAAUAAGACAAAAAUCCGGUGGCAUGGGAAGAACAAUCAGGUUCCUGCGUCUGUGUGCACCAGAGACUGCCUCGAAGGGCACCACAGAGUGGUUGUGGGUUCCCACCAUUGUUGCUUUGAGUGUAUGCCCUGUGAGGCUGGAACCUUCCUCAACAAGAGUGAUCUUCAGAUCUGCCAGCCAUGUGGAAAAGAAGAGUGGGCACCUGUGGGAAGCACGACUUGUUUCUCACGUACUGUGGAGUUCUUGACUUGGCACGAACCCGUCUCUGUGGUGCUGCUCACAGCUAACACACUACUGCUCCUGCUGGUGGUUGGGACCACCGGUCUGUUUGUAAGGCAUCUUCACACGCCUGUUGUGAGGUCGGCCGGAGGCAGGAUGUGCUUCUUCAUGCUGGGUGCCCUGGCUGCAGGGAGCUGCAGCCUCUAUGGCUUCUUUGGGGAGCCCACGGUGCCCACAUGCUUACUGUGUCGGCCCCUCUUUUCUCUCGGUUUUGCGGUCUUCCUCUCCUGCCUGACAAUCCGCUCCUUCCAACUGGUUGUCAUCUUCAAGUUUUCCACCAAGGUCCCCAUGUUCUACCACACUUGGGCCCAAAACCAUGGUGCCAGUCUGUUCGUCGCUGUCAGCUCCACGGUCCACUUGCUCAUCUGUCUCAUGUGGCUUGCACUGUGGACCCCACUGCCCACCAGGGAAUACCAGCGCUUCCCCCAUCUGAUAAUUCUUGAGUGCACAGAGGUCAACUCUGUGGGCUUCCUGCUGGCGUUCACCCACAAUAUCCUCCUCUCCAUCAGCACCUUUACCUGCAGUUACCUGGGUAAGGAACUGCCAGAGAACUAUAACGAAGCCAAAUGUGUCACCUUCAGCCUGCUCCUCAACUUCGUAUCCUGGAUCACCUUCUUCACCAUGUCCAGUAUUUACCAGGGCAGCAACUUGUCCGCGGCCUAUGUGACGGCGGGACUGACCACUCUGAGCGGCGGCUUCAGCGGUUACUUCCUCCCCAAGUGCUAUGUGAUUCUCUGCCGUCCAGACCUCAACAAUACAGAACACUUUCAGGCCUCCAUUCUAGACUACACGAGGCGCAGCGGCUCUACCUGAUCCGCGGGGACUGUAGGGGCGGGGCAGACCGGAAGACUCUCCUGUCUUGAAGGUGGCGGAUCCAGUGGAGGCGGAGGGCCUGAGGUGUCUGGGAAAGCUCAGCCAUGGCUUGCGAUGUAUAAGCACACAGAA